This is a messenger RNA of Ceraceosorus guamensis, 664 nucleotides long. RefSeq lists its product as hypothetical. The transcript has 2 exons. NCBI's taxonomy places the organism in Eukaryota, Fungi, Basidiomycota, Exobasidiomycetes, Ceraceosorales, Ceraceosoraceae. The record is from RefSeq and is a predicted model, not a curated record. The coding region runs from base 125 to 628 and encodes 167 amino acids.
GGACUACACGUGGCGGGAGAGCAUCUUGGUCGAGCGGCAAGGACUCAAAAGCCCGAAGAGUGGCUGUGUGCGGGGCGCGGCAUUGCCCUUCGUUGGAGGGCAAGAGGUGGAAGUAGCUCCCGGGAUGAGACUUGCUCUGGCAACUCUAUGCCUGCUUGAUGCACCGUCCUCUGCGCUUUGCCAGUCGUCUCUCAGGAUGCAAGACUCGAGCGCCUGCCUCUGCUCUUCUCUAAGACGCUCAUCGAUUGCAUACACUCCGGCCUCGACUCCAUUCACUCAGCCUAGCGCCAUCGAUAUAGGGCGGCAAAGAGCGGGAUGCCUUGCAACGGCGUGCCGCCUUUCAGCAGUGUUCCCGAAGUCGGUCCUCACGGCAGCCGUGGGCGCUCACCUUGAUGGAAGCAAUCUCGGAUCAGGAAUGCUCGCCGAGGUCACCAUUCCUCGGCACAGCUUCUCCGGAGCUCGCAGAGAGCACGAGUCCAGCCGGUUCCGUCCUCCUCAAGCCAAGCUGCGUUUGAUCACCAUCUUCACAAGCUGUGGCAGCGCUUGCCGACAUCGUCGUCGACCCUGCUCCACUCCCACAUUCGAGCGUAGGUCCGAUACACCAUCACCAAUCGGGCCAGCGCACUAGACGCAUCACAUGGGUCAAGCCAGCUCAUCGAGCUCG